This is a messenger RNA of Blastomyces dermatitidis ER-3, 2034 nucleotides long. RefSeq lists its product as uncharacterized. Lineage: Eukaryota; Fungi; Ascomycota; Eurotiomycetes; Onygenales; Ajellomycetaceae. The transcript is spliced from 3 exons. Bases 1 to 2034 code for a protein of 677 amino acids. The record is from RefSeq and is a predicted model, not a curated record.
AUGGACCCUUCUUUUCUGCCUUCUCCAAAAAGACUUAGGGGGAGAAGCCGACUAUCAUCGUCCACAGAUCGCUUCAAAUUCACCCCAAAAGCUGAAUCGAAGAAAGCGCCCCGACUCUGGGAUCGCAAGCCCAUGACCCCUUUUAAAUCUCGCUCCAGGUCCCACAAGGUCUGGAAGCGGUUCCUGGCCUCUUCGUUCAAUCAUGUUGGCGGAGAUAGUGCAGACCACGACGCAUUUCUUACUGAGAUCAACGAAUCAUCUACGCUCCGAGGUGUUUUACGAGGAGUCAAAAGACGUUGCACUGCAGCUUGUGUUGGGGUGGAACGAGGAAGGUCCUUUCUGGAAACAAAAUGGGAGAUGGAAGAUAUGGGUUCCCGGAAACGAAAAUGCGUCCCACAAAUGGAAGUUUGCAGGAGGGAGAUCAUCGAAGACCCAUGUAUCGUUCCCGAUGCCGAUGACAUCAGACAGAACAAGCACCUUGACGACCACGAGUGCGUUGAAGAGCAGAAAUUCGUGAAUCAAAACUACUUUGGCUUGGAUUUGUUAGCUGUACAGCAUGAGAGCACAUCUGUAGCCUCACGCCAACCUCAUGUAAAUGAAUUGUGGGAUCCUGAAGAUCCCGUUAGACUUGGAGAGCAGGACCGAAACAUUUAUCCUUCGACUAUGCGAGAAUCAACCGGCACGCUGGAUCGAGAAAAUCUUGAGUCUGGCGAUCAGGUUGCACCAGACUUAUUACUCGAUGCAGAAAAUGCAUUCCUCACUACGGCAAAGAUCGAGAAAGUGGCUGAGGAAGCAGUAGCGCCCUUGGCAAUACCCCCGAGCCGAUUAUUGUUUCCAACCCUAGAAGGCGAUGACGCCGACUUCAUAACUGACUUCUUAUCCCAGGCGCAAGCCAAGCGGGCCGCCGCUAAAUCUACCUUGCCGAGCAAAGAAUCGGAAAACGCUGGCUGGGAAGGGCCGACCCGAUCUCCCACACCAAGCGCGCGCGCGCGAAGGGUUUUGGAAGACUUGGAUAAAAAUUCCCCUUCAUCUCCAAGGCAACAAGUAUCGCCUUCGAAAGUGAGACAGGUUCCAAGAUCACCCUCCCCGAAACCGCCUCCAGCAAUUGAUCACGAACUAGAGAUUGAGAACGAAGAACAAGCCCAAAGAAUCCGCGGUGAAACAGAAGAAGACCUGCAACAGCCGAGAGCAGGUACUCCAUGGCGAAGAAGCACCCGCAAAAUUAUUCCAAGAACCCAACGGUAUACACCUACUGUACCGAAUCAUAUCCCUGUUCGCCGUUCCAACGGUACCGAGUUCGUAUUUUUACAACGUUCAGAGGAACAACAGCUAUCUCUAACGACCAAGGCCAACACCAGGCGUAAUAAAGGCGAUGCUCAGUUCCCCUGUUUUGUACUUCAAGCGAUCAAUUCACAAGAAUACGAACCUUUUGGUGUUAACAAUGAGGAGACAGGUGAUCCUGUUUCGCCGAAGAAGUCCCGCCGCAAGCGGAUACGGAUUGUCAAGAAAGUGAAGUGGGACGAGGAACAUCUUGUUCGAUACGAGGGAGAGCUAUUCAAUAACGAUGAACACGAUUGGGAAAUUAGCGAGGGGAACUCUUCCCAGAAACCCGCCAUAUCACAUGUAGCCAAACGAGAGAGAAAGAAGAGGAAGGAUGAGCCUGCCAAACCACCCGCUUCGACCCACUCCGAUCCGCAGCCGGCGAAAUCACCAACGGCGACGAGGAGGGUACCGAGGCUAGGAUUCAGUGAUUCCCGCAGCACUAACCACAAUAAUAGUGGUUUGGCCGUAGCCAGUACCACUGCUACUACGAGGGGCACCGCAACAAUUGCAUCAUCGCAUCCAGGGACGCCGAUUCAAAGAAAGAAACUUGCCCCGAAAUCUCCGAAGGCGCUUCUGUUUAAGGUUUCGGAUCCGAAGACCAGCACGGCCACGGCUACGGCCAGCAGGAGCUCUGCUCCCACUACACGUGCCGCGGCUAGGAAAUUUGGUGGCUCGUGUCUACCAAGGCAUACAGGGAGAACGAAGGUAUAG